CCGUGCGUACGCACAGAUGUGUGCGUAAUGGGUGCGUAAGAACGUUCCCACGCAAAGUAUGGGAUUUAUCAACUUGUACUUGUGCGUAGGAACAUGUGUAAAUUUAAGCACAACUCUUACCAUGCGUACACACAAAACCUAGUGGUAGAACAGUGAAAAAACCAAUAGAACACACAAAAAGAGUCACAGUGUUCAGCAAUCACAAACUUCACACAUGUUCCCUGUUUCCCCUAAUUGAUAAAAAAUCUCAAUUAGUAAAUUAGCAGACAAUUUGAAUAAUUGAUGUAACAAGUUAUAAAAGACAGCUGUGACAGGACAACCUGAAAAGAAAACUUGAAAUGCGAGUGCCAUGGCUUAUCUUGCACUAUUGGAAGAUUUGGAGAACCGUGCGAUCCGCAGGGAGCGCGUUUUCAAAGAGCGUGCUGACAGUGAGAGCACAGAGUGGCUUCUCAGCAGGUACCGCUUACCCAAAAACAUAUUGAUGGAUUUAUGCCGUGAUUUACAACCCAUGUUGGAGCGAGAGACAAAACGCACCAAAGCCAUCCCAGUGCACAUCCAGCUCCUGUCCACCCUGGGAUUUUUGGCCACCGGAACAUUUCAACGAGAGAUUGGAGACAUAUGCGGCAUUUCGCAGCCGACAUUAAGCAGAAUCAUGCCGGCAGUGUUGGAUGCAAUAAUUUCUCUGGCCCCAACUUACAUCCAGUUCCCAUACAGACAUCACCAACAAGCCGAAAUCAAACGAGGAUUUCAUGCUAUCGCCGGAUUCCCAAACAUAAUUGGAGCCAUAGAUUGCACUCAUGUCACAAUAAAAGCACCAUCACACAAUGAAUACAGUUACGUGAACAGGAAAGGAUUUCAUUCAAUCAAUGCGCAAAUAAUCUGUGAUGCAAAUAUGUCCCUGUUGAACGUUGUUGCCCGGUGGCCUGGAGGAACGCACGACUCAUUCAUUCUGCAGAACAGCUCUGUGGGUGUGCGUCUCCAAGCAGGAGCUGUUGAGGAUGGCUGGCUUAUUGGUGAUCGGGGAUAUCCACUGAAGCCGUGGCUAAUGACCCCCGUAACCUACCCGAGGACCCCACAGGAGCAGCACUACAACCGGGCCCAUGCGCGUUCAAGAACCAUCAUUGAACGCGCAAUAGGCCUGCUAAAAGGCCGAUGGCUGUGCCUGUCCAGCGCAGGGGGGGCACUUCAGUAUAAGCCUGAAAAAGUCUGCCACAUCAUUAUGGCUUGCUGUGUGCUUCACAACUUGGCCAUCAGACAAGGUGUCCCUCUGCAGGAACCCCCCAGAGCAGACGAGCCCAUGCCUAUCGCAGAGCCUGUCCCACCCCCUAAUGCCGCUGCCAUUCAAACAAGAGAGAGGAUCAUACAGAGAUUUUAG
This is a messenger RNA of Myripristis murdjan (pinecone soldierfish), 1375 nucleotides long. Its product is annotated as putative nuclease HARBI1. NCBI's taxonomy places the organism in Eukaryota, Metazoa, Chordata, Actinopteri, Holocentriformes, Holocentridae. The record is from RefSeq and is a predicted model, not a curated record. Bases 350 to 1375 code for a protein of 341 amino acids. The transcript is spliced from 2 exons.